Molecule: messenger RNA, 1515 nt
Organism: Didymodactylos carnosus
Lineage: Eukaryota; Metazoa; Rotifera; Eurotatoria; Philodinida; Philodinidae
Source: the annotation of a GenBank genome assembly
AUGAAUAAUUCAUUAUCCGCCAUGACAUCAUCAUCGUCAUCGUUGAAAUAUAUACUCAGUGAUAAUACUGAACAGAAUGGACCAACAACAUAUACAUCGUGUAUGAAAACAGGAGCAUCAAUAUCUGAUUCUACCGAUGAAACGAAUAAUAAAAACAGUAAAUUAACAGUGUCUUCAUCUGAUUUAAUUUCGACCAAUACCGAUUUAAUUGAAUUGGACAAAUUGCCUAUAGCAGAUUUAAACAAUAAUAACAAUCUAACGAUUACAACGCUUAAUCACAUUGAACAAAACAAACAAAUGGAUAAAGUACCACUCCAUUCAAAUCAAGAUGAAGAGAAAAGACUUUUAGAAAAAGCUGGAAGAAAAGGUGCACUUGACUUACCGCUGAAAGUUUUGAUACUAACAGUUCAUACAGCAUCAACCACAACGACAACAUUUUCAUCACCACUAACAUUGCGUCCAUCGUACACUGCAACACCUACGAAAAUCAGUCCUCUAAUUGACGAAAACGAGCAAAAUCUGAAACAACAGCGAUCUGUCUCGGAUCCAAACAAACCACCACUUGAUUCAUCCACAAUUAAACAACGACGACGUACGCAUGGUUCACCCCUCUCGCUCGACAAUCUAAUCCCAAUUAGACCUAAAGAAAUCACUUUACGUGUACCAUAUAGAGAAAUCGAUGAAACAUUAGAUAAAACUUUGAUAAAGCCGCACAAUUCAAUAGCGAUUAUUAAAGAAAACAGUUCAUAUCCAAUCGAUGACUGCACCUAUGAUGAUGACCCAAUAACACCACAAUAUUCUCCGAAACGAAAACAAGAAAUAUCCCAUUCUCAAAUACCUUAUCAACGAAGGUACACUGAAAUAUCUCGAGGGAAUGAUUACGGCGAAGACUAUGACGAUGAAGAACUACAACAACAGCAGUCCAACACAACCCGAAUAAAAUUAAGUUUACCUAAUGACAUUCGUGAUUUAACUUCCCAUCGUCAUUUCUUUUAUCCAAAUCAACAUUCAUAUUCACAUCAUUCGCACCCUCGAACUCGUUCUCGAAAACCUCGUCCCCCCUCUGCUUCAGGUGAAUUUACUUUACCGACUUAUCCUCCUAUAACAGUAACAAUCGAACCAAACAGUGAAACAACAUCGUUAUGUCGUGAUUCUUUAUCUGCUGGCGGCAGUUUGCCUCAUGUAUGUGACGAGAAUUGUGCUAUGCUAGGUGAAGAUGCCGGCUGUCCAUAUCAGUUAUCAACAGGAUUAGACUCUUUAAAAGGUGCUGCUGGUGGAUCGUAUUCAGGUUAUCUAACAAAAUAUUUUAUGGAUCUUUUGAAACCAUCGGAUAAUAAAUUGGCCAUGAAAUUGUUUGGAUCGAAGAAAGGUGUGUUAAAAGAACGAUUAAGACAGCAAAGAGCAGGCCAUUGUAUUAUUCAUCCAUGCAGCAAUUUUCGGCAUGCUCCAGUGCAAAUAGAUAGAGCAAUAUUACUCUGCAAAAUGAACCGUUCCGCAGCUCGAGAUGAUUCUUAA